CACAUUACAUUCAAAAGCCAUACACACUUGAGUUAUUAAGAGAGAAGGUUUCAUUCAAGGGCCUUACAAACAUGCAUUCUGAAUCAGUGAAAUCAAGUCAGUCUCCUCCUGCUGAAGCUGAGAAGCAUAAGAAUCUGGAUAGAGAAAUUAGGGAGAUGGUUUCUGCCAUCACUGGCCGUGUCACUAAUUUUCAUAAACCAGGCUCCACCCACCAUUUGGACAAUGAGGAUGAAAAUGGCACUAGGAUUAUCACCCUAGCAGGAACCAACGAAGGAGCUACUCUGCGGAGUGAAAUGGACGAAAAAUCAGGUAAAUAUUUUUCUCAUGAAGAGCCUGAAUUAUUGAGUACUUAUGUUAACAGCAACUUCCAGGCCAUCAACAAUUCAAUCAUGCUUGGCGGUAGCUACCAUGCCAAUGAUCCUGGUGUACACAUGGAUAUUGAAGACUUCACUGAGAAUCCUCAAAAUCACCAUAAGACUGAGAAGCAUGGCAAGAAGGAAAAAAGGGAAAAGGAAAAGAAGAAAGGGAAAGAAAGUUCCAAAAGUGAACACUCUGAUUAGUAAAGCUUUAUAGAGAUUAUGGGAUGUCAAAGAAUAAUUGCAACUUGCACUUUUUUGGAACUAGGACUUCUGUGCCAAACGUUAAACCCCUGGUUAAUGUGUGAUUCAAAUGACAUAUUUUUAUUUUAUUUUUGUGCUUGUUCUUCAUUUGUUUGUGGGUUAUUAAUCAUCAAUUGAGGAAAAGAAAGUUACCAUUUCCAUGCUGAAAAAAAUUAUAUAAACACCGGCUGUUGGGUUCUUA
Messenger RNA from Lathyrus oleraceus (garden pea), 801 nucleotides. RefSeq lists its product as uncharacterized. The record is from RefSeq and is a predicted model, not a curated record. NCBI's taxonomy places the organism in Eukaryota, Viridiplantae, Streptophyta, Magnoliopsida, Fabales, Fabaceae. The coding region runs from base 72 to 560 and encodes 162 amino acids. The transcript has a single exon.